Zingiber officinale is the source of this 1674-nucleotide messenger RNA. RefSeq names its product COP9 signalosome complex subunit 1-like. The record is from RefSeq and is a predicted model, not a curated record. The transcript is spliced from 6 exons. The coding region runs from base 127 to 1491 and encodes 454 amino acids. Gene Ontology annotation, cellular component: COP9 signalosome. Lineage: Eukaryota; Viridiplantae; Streptophyta; Magnoliopsida; Zingiberales; Zingiberaceae.
UUUAUUUUUAUUUAUUUGUUUCAUCGAGACUUUCUGUAUCAUCAUCGAUCGAGUCUCCGGCGAUUCUGAUAGGGUUUUGAGAAGCAGCUAUCUGCACCUCUUCGCAAGGGCAUAGCGGAGGAGGCCAUGGAAGGCGAUGACGAGGCCUUCGAUGGGGCGCCGAUGGGAAACGAGGAGAUGUUCUCCAACGGUGGCGACAUUGACGAUCCGCGCCAUACACCGAUUUCUACCCUGGGAAAGGCAGGGGCUUCCGGAGGCGGCGAACUGAUGGACGUGGAGGCCUACGCGUCACUCUACACUGGCCGGACCAAAGUGGUGCGGUUGCUUUUCAUCGCCAAGCGCUGCGGCAAUGAAGCUAUGCAGCUGGAAGCCCUACGAAUGGCUCAUGACGAGAUCAAGAAGGGGGAAGAUACGCAACUUUACCAUGAGGUCACUGCGAGGAUCGGUGAUCGGCUCGGCCCACAGUAUGCCCUCGACCAAACCUGGGCGGACAUUGUAGAUCGGCGCGCUGAACAUCGUAAGGAGAAGCUCGAGAACGAGUUUAAUUCCUAUAAGACUAACAUGAUCAAAGAAAGCAUCAGAAUGGGCUACAAUGACAUAGCAGAUUUUUACUAUGCUCACGGUCAACUCGGUGAUGCCUUCAAGAAUUAUGUCCGUACACGUGACUAUUGUACUACUUCAAAGCACAUAAUCCAGAUGUGUCUGAAUGUCAUUCUUGUCAGUAUUGAGUUGGAACAAUUCAUGCAUGUAUCCAACUAUGUGAGUAAAGCAGAGCAAACGCCAGAACAGUUGGAUCCUAUAAUGAAUUCAAAACUGCGGUGCGCUGCUGGUUUAGCAUAUCUUGAAACAAAAAAGUAUAAGCUUGCAGCCCGGAAGUUUUUAGAGACAGGAAUUGAAUUAGGUAACAAUUAUACAGAUGUGAUAGCACCACAAGAUGUUGCUAUAUAUGGUGGACUUUGUGCACUUGCAUCUUUUGAUCGAACAGAGUUGAAGAACAAAGUUAUUGACAAUAUUAACUUCAGCAACUUUUUAGAGUUGGUGCCAGAAGUAAGAGAACUUAUAAAUGACUUCUACGCAAGUCACUAUGCAUCAUGCCUGGAGUAUCUUGAGAAUCUAAAACCAAAUCUACUACUGGAUAUCCAUCUGCAUGAUCAUAUUGAAAUGCUUUACACAGAGAUUCGCCACAAAGCCAUCAUUCAGUACACUCUUCCUUUCAUUUCUGUCGAGCUUCAUACAAUGGCUGGUGCUUUUAAAACUAGUGUUGCUGGGUUAGAGAAAGAACUGGAGGCUUUAAUCACCGAGAACAAAAUUCAAGCUCGCAUAGAUUCACACAACAAAAUUCUUUAUGCAAGACACGCUGAUCAAAGGAAUGCAACCUUCCAACGCGUCCUACAAACUGGUGUUGAGUUUGAGAGAGAUGUUAGAGCCAUGCUGUUGAGAGCCAAUCUGAUCAAACAUGAAAGCAUAAUGAAGUCAGCUAGGAAGCUUUGAGGCUGAUUGGUGAUCUCGUGUUUGCGGAUUUUUCAGAUUUGCAUACGGGGUUGAGAGAAGAUUAUGCACUUGUUUUUUUUCCCCUGCAUUCUUAGAUGACAUGCUUGAUAUCGUGACUUCUUUGUAUUUGAAGGUUGGUACUUUGGGUGUCAACAUUAUUUUUUGUCAGCGUCAUCUUAUCUA